This is a messenger RNA of Bombus pyrosoma, 1053 nucleotides long. Its product is annotated as ras-related protein Rab-34-like. Gene Ontology annotation, molecular function: GTP binding; GTPase activity. The transcript is spliced from 7 exons. Lineage: Eukaryota; Metazoa; Arthropoda; Insecta; Hymenoptera; Apidae. The record is from RefSeq and is a predicted model, not a curated record. The coding region runs from base 1 to 804 and encodes 267 amino acids.
AUGUUAGAAACACGUUCAGCUAUUUACAAAAUGAUUGAAGUGGCACGUGAUGAUAGACAGGUUAAUAAUUGGCCACCACCGUUUUCAUCUGAUAUGACGAAAUAUAAUGAAAGAGAUUUUGAUCCAAUUGUUAAACGUUCAUGCAAAACGAAACGCGUAUCUUCGAAAAUUGCAAAAGCAAUUGUAAUUGGCGAUGUUUCGGUUGGAAAAUCAUGUCUAGUAAAUCGAUUUUGCCAUAAAAUAUUUGACAAUAACUAUAAAGCAACAAUCGGUGUUGAUUUUGAAGUAGAAAGGUUUGAUAUUCUGGGUGUACCUUUUCAUUUACAAAUAUGGGAUACCGCGGGACAAGAAAGAUUUAAAUCCAUCGCUGCAUCUUAUUAUAGAAGUGCAAAUGUAAUCAUGGUUGUUUUUGACUUGGCCAACUUAAUAUCUUUAGGACACUGUCAACAAUGGUUAAAUGAAGCUGCUCAAAGUAACACGGAGCCAUAUUACAUAUUCUUAAUAGGCACAAAACGAGAUUUACUGUCCAAUCAGGUAUAUACAAUAAUGGAAAAACGAGCGGCUGAAGUAGCACGGAGAAUGAAAGCUGAGUUUUGGGCUGUUUCCGCUAGGACUGGAGACGGUGUAUCAGAAUUAUUCACAAGAGCAACCGUAUUAUCUUUUCAUGCCAUGAUUCUACAUGAGUUACAAAAUAUGAAGCCGGAAUCAAUUAACAUUGGUUCCGAUUUAAUAACUUUAAAUGAUCAACGAGAAAGAAUUAAAACGAGGAAAAGAAGAAAUACGUGCUUCGAUUGUUCAACGUGAAUAAUAUUUCUCAGAAAUUUAUUAACCACUAAAACUUGUUCAUGGACAAUAUCAUCAGAUACUAAGAUUUUAAUUAAAACAAAGUAGUAUAUAUGUGGUAGAUAUAUCUGCAGUAUAUAAUUCAUACUGUUAAUUUAUAUCGUGUACGGGUAUUCUGAGUAAUUUUGCAUGUUCAUAUUUCUUAUAAAUAUAUAAAAAUCCAAAAAAUAAUAAAUCAUAAAAAUAAGAAUUAGUCUAAUUAUCAAAAAU